This is a messenger RNA of Toxotes jaculatrix (banded archerfish), 5457 nucleotides long. It is a transcript of the gene fdxr, whose product is annotated as ferredoxin reductase. The record is from RefSeq and is a predicted model, not a curated record. Gene Ontology annotation, cellular component: mitochondrion. The transcript has 18 exons. The coding region runs from base 3773 to 5275 and encodes 500 amino acids. Gene Ontology annotation, biological process: ubiquinone biosynthetic process. NCBI's taxonomy places the organism in Eukaryota, Metazoa, Chordata, Actinopteri, Toxotidae.
CAUCAGUGCUUUUUCUUCAGUCUCUCCUCAAUGCUCUCAUCAGAUAGAAGCAAUCUAUGAGUCCAGGAUGUCCUGCCUGUGGAAAUGUUUGAGUCUGCUCUGCUCUGCUUUCCUGCAAAGCAGUGCCUCAUCAUCAUCAGAUAAAUAUGUGUCACUGAGGUGCGAUGAAACAGUGGAAGUUGAAGCUGGAGAGAAUGUGACACUAAACUGCUCUAUACAUUACCAGUACAUGAGCCCUUCAGAUAGAGAUGGAUGUUCUGUACUAAAAGUUACCUGGAAAAACACAAGUGGCAACAUACCAUGUGACAGUGGCUCAAGAAAAUACAUCUGUGAAUGGGAUCAGAAGAACUAUGUGUCGUUGACCAUCUCAAAUGUCACGACAGAGGAAAAUUACACCGUUGUUGUACUGACAGACUGUGGUAUGGCUAAAUCAUCUCCUAUCAACGUGCAAGUUAAAGACACCAGCAUCAGCAGUGAAACUGCUGGAACACAGCUUGAAUCAGCCACCAAGCCCCUUGUGAUAGGAACCAUAUGCAGCAUUUCUAUCAUUCUCGUUGUUGGCAUUUUUUAUGUCCUCUUUGAAACUAACUGUGGCAGACGAAUCAUCAACACAUCAUGGGGAACAAAGACUCAAGGAAACAACAAAUAUACAGACUUGCUGAAGAGUAAAGAGUCACUGAUUGUUUUCAAUCACUGAUUUAAUCUGAUUAAAGAGACGCUGCACCAGUUCUACUCAUGAAAUUCAGUUUCCUCAUAAUAAAGAGCACAGCUCUUCACAACCAUUUGUGAAAAGUGUAGUAUAAUGUUUUCUAUGGCUGUAAAGAGAGCUUGACUAGGGGAAUGUUUCAGUCAUUUAGCAUAGCACUCCUGUUAAAAUUAUACUGAACAAUAAAAAAAAAAGUUAUAAAAAUUGUUUCUGCAGAAUCAGAGAUACUGUAUUUUUUUCAUACUUUUAUCUUCCUUGUCAAAAUCUGGCAUCUACAUUACCUACAAUGCAACUUGACUGGUUGAGUUUUUUUCUCUUAGUCCGAGUGUCAUGCUAGAUGUGCAAGUUUACACCUCUGUGGACGUGCCAUACAAUUCAAUUCAUUCUUAAUUAAAACAAGCUAAGUAGUAAUCAAAUGUAAAUCUGAAAACGUAUACUGUGAAGGAAGUGAUUGCUUUAGUAUGCUGGACACAUAACUGUGUCCAACAGUUAUGGUGCAGGUUAACCCAGCCACUGUACAUGAACCAGAAAUGAGUGAUGGAACAUCUCUUCAAAUAAACCUUCGUGAGUAACAAGCACUUCCUCGCCUUUGAUGUAAUGCAGCACAGUGCGCACACACAGCUGAUAAACAGAAACACGAGUCACAUUUCCUUUCUUCACCACACUGCUCUUUUUAAGCAAUCAUGCAACAGUCAGCCUGUCAGUGAGUUAGGCUAGUGCAUCUUGGGCUGAGUCUGCUGCAGCCUGCCUGCAGCCCAUCUUGCGGGAUGAAAGCCCAUUGGUGGAGCUGUGUGUUGGGAUUACUCUGCAUGCCUGCUGAGGUAAUACUCCACACCUGGACAGUGUCUCAAAAGCCCUUGUCCAUCUCUCAAAUGAGGGUAAACUCAUCUGCUGAGAUCGCAUGUUCCACAUCAUUGUCUGACCCGUUGGGGCUCUACCUGCAGAGGCAAUUCCAUGGUGAAAAGGACGUUAUGUACCUAUCCUUGCAUAAUGGACAAGUCACCAAGAAUACCACAGCUGCAAAAUUUAGAGGCCGCAUUCAUGUGACUCCAGACCUGCAGAUCGGGGCAGGUUAUGGGUUCACGCUGCGGUUGUCUCUGCUGGCAUUGGAGGACACAGAUAUGUAUUACUGCACCUGGACUUACUUCAAACCAAAGACGGCGACACGAGAAACCAAGUCCAGCAAUGGCACAAUAAUCAUUGUCAGAGAGAAGAAUCCCCAGAGACAAUGCAAGCAGCAGAUUUUUGAUCUCAUCUUGAUUUCCUUGAGUGCGGCAGCGUUUGCCAUCGUACUGUCCCUCCUGAUUGGAGCACUGAUUUUCAGAUGCAAGCAAUUUAACAAGCAAUUCAGACCUGCAAGAGCUGCAAAACCACCGAGACACGAGAACCCUCAUAACAUCUGUCCUCAGAACAGACAUCGGCAUUGUUCCUAUGUCACACCUGGGAAUUUGGAUUUCAAGGGCAUCCUGUAAAGCUUAGAGUUUGUGCAAAAAAAUGAUGAUAAGAGAUGACGAUUCUUUGAAAAAAAUAUGUGUUGACUAAACAGGAAAUUUAUUGGACUGAGAGUGAGGCAUUUUUUGAGUGGGCAGCUUGUGAUGUGCAUAGCCUGUGAAAAGCGUCUCACUUCUUGUUCUGUUUUUCGUUUCCUUUUAUACACAAAUUUGUGUUUUGUGUGCAGAAAAAUGACUGAUCUACCACAUCCUGAGUGAUGUGGUGUGUUAGAAUGUUUUGCAUGUGAACAGUAUUGAAUGAAAAACAAGCUUUUUUUUUUUUUUUUUUUAAAUUCCAUAAGAUGCAUCAUACCUACCUUGACCUGAGUUUUGUGACAUGGGCAAUGUAGUCGUUUCCAUUGUGUCUCAUAACUUUCAAGAAAUGAGAGGCACAGUUGUCUGUCUGACUUGAAAGGUACAAUAAAGAUACGCUUUUUCCAGUUGUGCUGUUAUUCUCUAGAAUUCUCGCCCCUUCCAGUCAGUCCAAAAUCAUUGAAAAUAAAUACUCAAGGUGACAAAAGACCUCCCCACUAAAUACACCUCUAUACCAGUCACACCCUAAGAGGUUUAAGCUUGUGUAUUUCAGCUUUCAGCUGAUGCCUUCUAAACAGGUGCUGUUUCUUUUUUUCUUUUUUUUUACCUCACAGGUCUGCUAUAAGUGAGACAGGAAAUAACUUGCAGACAACUUUGUGUAGCUCAAGUGUCACCAGGCAAUGUCAGUGCAUGAGCAUACAAAGCAUGUGCUCAUGUUAUUUUAUCUUUAGAUUUUUAUCAUUAUUAUUGUUAUUAUUAGAAAUUCAGGUUUUCUUAAACUAACUUUUGCAUGACAUGAAUAACAUAAGACAUAAGACUGGAUUUUAAAUCACCAAGGACAGGUAACAGAACAAAUGUGGGCAAGUGAAAGGUGAAAGUAGCUUAUACAUGUAACAGUAAUUAUCAUUCAGGCCUAUUGUAAAAGUUUACUGUCACAUUUUAUUUCUCAGUAUUGCCCCCAUUUGGAGCUUAAUAUCUUGAUGUUCUGAUUCCUAUACAGACAACUAUGCAAAAAAAAAAAGAAAGAAAGAAAGAAAGAAAGAAAGAAAAAAUAAAUAAACAGUACAGUGUCCGUGUACAGAAGCCUGGUGGUCAAUGGUGAAACUGGUGGAAAAGCUUGUCAGUUUGUAAACAGACUAAAUACCUAAAGGCACACUGCUCCCGUGGAACCUGCGCGCUGAAGUGUCGGUUUUCCACGGACUCUUAUCGGUGUAACACAAUGUGCAGCCUUGAAAACAGACUGUGUAGAUGAUAAUAUUGUAACUAUGUAAUAAAGUUAAUAUUUUAUUAUAAACGAAAAGCGGCUCCAAGCUCGUAAAUGUAGAUCACUGUUAGCAUUCAUUAGCUCGCUAGGGGUACACAGCCUGUGAAAACUACCCCGGAAAGAUAAACGUUUUUCACCUUGGCUUUUGCUCUCAGCCCUACUGACUGUCCAAAGCUCAGAGCAGAGCCAGCUAUGUGAAGCUGGUUCCCAGAUCCCCGGAAAACAACACACUGGAUUUUACUGUUUCUUGGUUUAAAGCCAGAGGGGGGGCAAAGAAAGAUGAGCUGCCAUAAACUGCUCUUCUCCAGGCUCAAGGUGUGGGCUUCAGCAAGAAGUGGAUGGAUGAGUCGACUUCAUGAUGGCAUGCGUGGGCGAGGAAUGGCACCUAUUCACUCAGCAACACAACACUAUGCACCAAAGGUGUGUGUAGUGGGAAGCGGUCCAGCAGGUUUCUACACAGCACAGCAUUUGCUCAAGGCCCGUCAAGAUGUUGAGGUGGACAUUUAUGAGCGCCUGCCCGUCCCCUUUGGCCUGGUCAGGUUUGGAGUGGCCCCUGAUCAUCCUGAAGUGAAGAAUGUCAUCAACACUUUCACACAGACAGCCAAACAUUCGCGCUGUAGUUUCUAUGGUAAUGUAAAUGUGGGCGAGGACGUGAGUAUUGAGGAGCUGCAGGGAGCCUACCAUGCAGUUAUACUGAGUUACGGGGCAGAGGGCAACAGGAGAAUGGGAGUGCCUGGAGAAGACUUGGCUGGUGUGUACUCUGCCAAAGACUUUGUGGGCUGGUACAAUGGGCUGCCCAGCUGCAGAGAGCUCAGUCCAAACCUUAGCUGUGAAACAGCUGUCAUUCUGGGACAAGGUAACGUGGCCUUGGAUGUAGCACGACUCCUGCUCUCUCCCGUUGACAUUUUAGAGAAAACUGACAUCACUCAGCCAGCCCUGGGGGCUCUGUCAAAGAGCCAGGUCCGCAGGGUGCUGAUUGUUGGCAGGAGAGGACCCAUACAGGUCGCUUGCACAAUCAAGGAGCUCAGAGAAAUGGUGAACCUGCCGGACACCAAACCUGAGAUGGCAGUGGCUGAUUUUGAAGGUAUCACAGAGGCUCUUAAAGAUUUGCCAAGGCCCAGGAAGCGUCUGACGGAGCUGCUGUUGAAGACGGCCCUGGAGACUCCAGGAGAGAAGGAGCAGGAGAGAAGAAGCAAGGCAUCCCGCUCAUGGGGCUUUCGAUUCUUCCGGAGCCCCGUCGAAGUCCUGGCCGACCCCGAGCGCAAGAGAACAGCUGGCAUCCGACUGGCGGUCAACAGACUGGAGGGCUCAGGCGAGGGAGCCCAGGCAGUGCUGACUGGAGAAGUGGAGGACGUGGCCUGCGGCCUGGUCAUUAGCAGCAUUGGCUACAAGAGCCUUCCCAUCGAUCCAUCAGUGCCGUUUGACUCCCGCAAAGCCAUCGUCCCAAACACCAUGGGCCGCGUUCAACAAGCUGCAGGUUUAUAUUGUAGUGGCUGGCUGAAAACUGGCCCCACUGGGGUGAUAGCCACCACCAUGAACAACAGUUUUGACACUGCUCGAUCGUUAGUGGAGGACAUGGAGUCGGGAGCACUGGAUGUAUCUGCUGCCAAACCUGGGUCACAAAUCAUCAGCGCUCUCCUGGAAGAGAGAGGAGUGAAACCGGUGACUUUCUCAGACUGGGAGAAGAUCGACAGUGUGGAGAUGAAGAGAGGCGAAGCCGCGGGAAAACCCCGAGAAAAAUUACUGACUGUGGAAGAAAUGCUUCAGGUCGCCCGAACAUGACCGAAGACGCUGGACACUGAAUAACUGUUGUAGCAGUUAUGAAAUAACAACACUUGUUGUCAAUAGGGACCUCAAUGACUGAGCACUGUGGGAACAGAAAAUAAAAAAGCAGUGUGAAGUACUCAACAUGGAUGUAAUUUCUUUUGUACACAUUAAAAGCCGGCGCUGUAGUUCACCUCAUA